AUGGAAUUCGAGAUUCGCAACAGGAAGACAACAACCGUCGAGUCCGUCGUCGACAAUGGCGUCUCCACCGCCAACAGACUCCACGCCUCUGCCACUCCCUCAAACAACGAUAACAGCGGGACCCGCGACUCGUCUGAGGAUUUGUCGUUGAACCACUCCCUGUCGGACUCUCAGAAGCAGAGCCUUGCCAAGGAGCAGGAGGAGGCUGCCUUUGGCAAGACCCCCAACGGAACCAUCUUCAGAGUCCCUGUGACAAAGGAUAUGUUGUCCGAGAUCUUUGACAUGAGCAAGAAAAAGUCGGCCUUCGAUAUCAUGACCCUUGCCGUCAUGGGCUUCCAGAUCUUCCUCUUCUUCACCCUCCCUACCUCAGUCAAGCGGUGGCUGUUCUUGGUCCUGUUCGUGUUCUGGAGAGCAGGCUAUAAUGCGGGAUUGGGUUACCUCUUGAAGCUGCAGAGUGAGCGCAGAGGUCUGGUUGCUUGGGCCAAGGAGAAGGGGAUCUUUGACAAGAAGAGUGGUAGUCCCUGGUAUGACUGGCUCAACCGGGAGCUCACCUGCAAGAUGGACUCUGACUACGACUUUGAGACGGCGCCAAUCGAAUUCAACACUUGGUUGUUGUACCGCCAGUUGGUGGAUCUGAUCUUGAUGAACGAUUUCACGACGUAUGUGUGCUUUGCGCUAUCGUGGUUGACCUUCCCCGCCGGAUCGGGUUUCUUUAGCCACCUCUUGCGCUGGAUCGCCGGUUUCAUCCUUGUCUCCUUCAACAUCUGGGUCAAGCUCGAUGCCCACCGCGUCGUCAAGGACUUUGCCUGGUACUGGGGCGACUUUUUCUUCUUGAUCGAACAGUCGCUGACGUUCGAUGGUGUCUUCGAGAUGGCACCCCACCCCAUGUACUCCGUCGGAUAUGCGGGUUACUAUGGUAUCUCGCUCAUGAUGGCUUCCUACAUGGUCCUCUUUGUCUCCCUCGCUGCCCAUGCCGCCCAAUUCGUCUUCCUCACCAUCGUCGAGAACCCCCAUAUCGACAAGACGUACAACCCUCCUACGGUUCACAAGAAGCGUGCUUCAGCCGCCAACAGCACCGCCCCCGGUACCCCCAUCCUCUCUGCAUCAGAUGUCACUGCCACUCCCGCAGUUGCACCGAUCGACCAGGCCGCAACAUUGGUUCCUUGCGGAUCCAAGGACAUGUACAACACCUACUUCCGUCGGGAUCUGAUCGUCUUCAAGAACUUUGACAUCUUCCGCUCCAACGACAUCUUUGUCGCCCUCAUCAUCUUCUACGCCACCGUCGCUCCCCUCCUCGUCUCCAACACCGGCCCCCGGUUCUUGACCUUCGUGAUGGUCAUCCAGGCUUUCCUCUGGAGAAUCUUCCAUUCGUAUGUCUUGGGAGCUGUGUUGAAGCAGCAGAGUGUCAACAAGUUCUAUACCAAGCAUUUCAUCAAGCACGGAGGAACCGUCCAGGAUGCCUUCCAGAGCUGGAAGAGUAUUUUUAACCUGUCCAACUCGAUGACCUAUGCGACGUUUUUCCUUGCAGCCUUCAAGAUGUACUCGAUCCCUGAUGACUGGACUUAUGGAACUGUGUUGUUGAGACACGUUCUUGGGUUGGCGUUGAUUGCAUUGCAUAUCUGGGCUUCUGUCUCGGUCUUUGAGGUCCUUGGUGACUUUGGAUGGUUCUAUGGCGAUUUCUUUAUUGAGGAUUCUUCCUCUGGUCUCUUUUACACCGGCAUCUAUCGAUUCGUGAACAACCCUGAGAAGGUGAUGGGCCACGCAGCAUUCUGGGGCAUGACACUGAUCUGCAACAGCUGGUCAAUCUUUAUCCUCGCCAUGUUCUCCCAAGUCUCCAACUUUGUCUUCCUCCACUACGUCGAGUCCCCCCACAUGCGCAAGAUCUACGGCGACAAGGUCCGCAAGGACGCCGGAGUGGUCAAGACCGUCAAGGCCGCCCAGAUCCUCCCCAAGAACCUCAAGAACGAAGUUGUCUCCAAGAUCCGCGAAAAGAUUGAAGAAACGCCCGAGAUCAAGGAUGUGUUGCAGAGGACGAGGGAGGUGUCGGAGAAGGCACAGGAUUUUGUGGAGGGUACACGGGGCGAUUUGAAUGAGUUGGUUCAGAGUGUUGCGCCGAGGUUGCAGGAGAUGGUGACGAGUUCCAAGGCGUUUUUGGAGUCGAGUAGUGAAAAGUUGAUUGUUGCCAGGACUUGGGAAGAUAUGGGGGUGUAUGAUAUGUCGCAGUACUCGAUCAAGGUUGUCGACUCUUUGGCGAGCCAGGACGAGAACGGUGUUCCUACGUACGAGCUUGGACAACAGUUGACGGUCGAAUGGACGGCGCCUUUGAACCAUGGCACCAAAGACUGGAUCGGGAUCUACAAGACCUCUUCCAACAACUCGACAAAGGUCACGACCGUCGCUUCCAAGAACCGGUACCUCUAUGUCGGCAAGGAUUUGGGACUGGGCGAGGCUCUGGAGGGUGUUGAGAACCAUGCGGGCAUGGGCGAUGGUGAGGUGAUUGAGGAGGAGGUUGUCCGGAUUGAUGACAAGGAGUUGUGUAAGGGACGUGUUGUGUUUGUGGGAGACAAGUUGCCCUGGUUCCAGGGUACUUUUGAGUUCCGGUACCACCAUCAUGGACGGUACAACGUCAUGGUCCACACCACCCCCUUCAAGAUCGCCCUGUCGAGCCUUCAGGGAGAAGCCGAACACUCAGUCGCAUCCAUCAGCCAAUCCCUCCUCCCCUACGUCCAACGCUGCUACAACUCUGACGAAGAAACCAUGCCCUGCACGGUCGACGAGCGGUUCAUCAUGAUCAACGAGCAGAUCGCAGAACGGAUCGUCAAGGGGAUCCAACUCAUGUACGGGAUCGAGUUUGCAUGGGAAGUUGUUUCUCUGGAUAUGUCGUGUUUGCAUUUGGCCUUGAGGAUCUUUACCGCUACUAGGGCUUUGGCACCGUUCUCAAAAGUCGUUCCCCAAGGUCAUGCUGUGGGACAGCCUCAGUUUGCGGCCUUCCCCGAACCGAGCUUGGUCGCUUCUGUUGCUGCCGCCUUGUAA
Messenger RNA from Linnemannia hyalina, 3033 nucleotides. The record is from the annotation of a GenBank genome assembly. NCBI's taxonomy places the organism in Eukaryota, Fungi, Mortierellomycota, Mortierellomycetes, Mortierellales, Mortierellaceae.